Dalotia coriaria is the source of this 1813-nucleotide messenger RNA. RefSeq names its product major royal jelly protein 1-like (gene Y-1). Bases 150 to 1562 code for a protein of 470 amino acids. Gene Ontology annotation, cellular component: extracellular region. The transcript has a single exon. The record is from RefSeq and is a predicted model, not a curated record. Lineage: Eukaryota; Metazoa; Arthropoda; Insecta; Coleoptera; Staphylinidae.
CUUCCAAAUAGACGCUGAUGCUACAUGUCACCGGUCUCGUCACUGUCGGUCGGCUUUCUGGUAUUCCGCUGAUCAUUACCAGUAGCGCAUCAGUCGUAGACACAACGUACCAGCAGCCGUGAUCGUAUCUCACAUCUGCAUGCGCCAUCAUGUUUGUUUUUCUCGCCUUGGUGUUGUGCUUGUCGCUGAAUAGGGCGGCGAGUGAUCAUUAUCAGUUCCGCGUGAUCAAAGAAUGGCGGUAUGUGAAUUACACGUGGCCCAACGAGGAAGAACUGCGUUCCGCCACCGCCACCGGCGAAUAUAAUCCCAAUAGGUGUGUUAUGACCGGUGUGGACCAUUAUGAUGGCUAUUAUUACAUAGCCACUCCACGCAUGUUUGCUGGUGUGCCCAUCACGCUCUCCCGGGUACCCGAUGGCGGUAACACCUCACCACUUCUGGAGCCCUUUCCAUCCUGGAGAAAAAACCGCAUUGGGGAUUGCGACGCCCUGCAAAACGUGCAGAAUAUUCAAGUCGACAAUGCUGGUAAUCUGUACGUGAUUGAUUCAGGCAGGAGCAAUACCAUCGAGCACCAUCAGAGUAACAACUAUUGCCCCGCGAAGAUUGUUAAGUUUGAUCUGAAGACUCGCGAUGGAGAAGAUAUGGCAAAGGAGGUGUUCAGGUACGUGUUUCCAGCAAGUGUGGCUGAUAGCAGAGUCAACUACCUGUACGAGCUGGUGCUGGAUGAUGAUUUCGUCUACAUCAGCGACAACAGCAAACACGAUCCGGGAUUGAUCGUCUUUUCGGAGGCGGAUAUGAAGAGCUGGAAAAUUCGACAUGGUACCUUCAAGGCAAACAUGAACGCCACCACCUUCAAUGUGUCUGGUACGCUGCAGACUCAUGCAUUGAAUCUAGCUGGGUUGGCGCUGGAUACCAGCAAGGAAGGAGAACGUACAUUAUAUUAUUCCCCCAUAUCCAGCUAUACCCUUUUCGCGGUGAAUACCAGCGAGUUGAAGAAUCCUCUUACUACAACAUUGAAGAACGUGCAGCUUAUUGGACGUAGAUCUUCGCAAUCUGAUGGUAUGAUUGCGGAUGACCAGGGUGUGCUGUAUUUUGGACUGCUGGGAUCGUCAAGUAUUGCUAUGUGGGAUACAACUCAAUCUGGUUUCCGGCCGACGUUGAUUGCACACGACCCGGAGUACGUACAAUGGCCAAACGCGUUUUCUUUUAAUUCGGAUGGUGAGUUAGUUGUUCUCUGCAAUACUCUGGCGAAGUUUAUCGCAGGUACUGCGGAUUUGAAUCAACCCAAUUUUCGCUUCUUGGCUGGCAAUGUGAGCGCACAUAGUUACGUUCAUAAUUCCAUGAAGUUCAACCAAAAUACCGAGCAUGUGUACUUCUCAUCUGUUAAGCCAAAUGUGAAUACAACGCAGAGGACUAUCGGACAACCUGGAGAAGCCUGGGAUGUGAACGAUUUGCUCAUUCGCGAUGACCUUCCUCAUCCGAAAAGUGGAGCCAGCGCCGCGAAGUUUGGCGCUUGUUUGCUUGUUGUUCUGGCUUGUGCCUGGAUGUUGCAAGUGAGAAAUUGAGGUUUUCGUAAUUAAUGUUAAUGUACAAAUAUAAAUAUGUACGCAGCACGUAAGCUUUAUGCAAUUGUUAAUGUGUUAAUUGAAUUGCUUACAACGCGACGAAGCAUGAUCACAUUUAUCGCUGGUCUUCAACUUCGUCGUCACAAAGUCGUGCCAAUAAUUAGAAUUACUAAUCGAGUUAGUGUAAAUUCGCAUAUAUGUACUAUAAUAAAAUACACCACACAGCAAAAAUAAACAUAACUUAAAUGAGA